This is a messenger RNA of Schistocerca piceifrons (Central American locust), 615 nucleotides long. RefSeq lists its product as uncharacterized. NCBI's taxonomy places the organism in Eukaryota, Metazoa, Arthropoda, Insecta, Orthoptera, Acrididae. Bases 1 to 615 code for a protein of 204 amino acids. The record is from RefSeq and is a predicted model, not a curated record. The transcript has a single exon.
AUGGCGCAAGCAACGGAUAAAGUGAGAGGAAUAAAAUGGAGCAAUGGAAUACAUCUAGAAGACUUAGAUUUUGCAGAUGACCUUUGCCUUCUGUCCCACAGCCUCAACGACAUGAAAGAGAACCUAGAAGAUCUGAAAUCUGCGGCGGAGAAAGUCGGUUUGAAAAUUGAUGACCAAAAAACAAAAGACAAGCGGACAAAUGAUUACAACAUUGCAGAGCUUAAGCGUGGGAGCCAGGUAAUCGAAACGGUGGAUAAGUUUUGCUGCCUUGGAAGCAUGAUUGCAUCACAUGGUGGUGCAACAGAGGACAUUAACAGCGGCAUCAACGAAGCUAAAGGCGCUUUUACAACUCUCCGCUCUAUCUGGCGAACGAAGGAAAUAACAUUUAGGACCAAUCUGCGGAUAUUUGAAAGUAACGUAAAAUCUGUGCUUCUACGUGGAUGUGAAAUGUGGGAAGUGACAAAGCAGCUGGUCCAUAAGCCGCAGACAUUCAACAACGGAUGUCUGAGGAACAUCCAGGGGAUACGGUGGCCAAAUGUCAUCUCGCAUGAAACACUCAAGGAAGGAACCAGCCAGAAGCCAAUUGAGCUGCAAAUAAGAAGCAGGAAGUGGUGA